Messenger RNA from Penicillium olsonii, 4284 nucleotides. NCBI's taxonomy places the organism in Eukaryota, Fungi, Ascomycota, Eurotiomycetes, Eurotiales, Aspergillaceae. The record is from the annotation of a GenBank genome assembly.
AUGGAUGCCGUUGAAACCGACGAGUAUAAUCUGCAGGAUGCAUGGGACCGAGUGUGUACAUCGUUUGCGCAGACGACCAAAGUCGACCUGACCGCAUCGCCUAAAUUCUCUGUCGACGAGGUCCUGGAUCAAAUCAGGGGCAAGCAAGAAGACGACGAUGAGCGAAACAACAAGUACAAAACGGCAAAGGAUGUCAUCGGCAAGACCCUGAAGUUCGUGAUGCUCCUAGGCGGAAUUGCCGCCCAGGGCGCAAGCAUGGUUUUUGCGCCCAGCAGCCUGUGCUUCAAUGCAAUUUCAUACCUCAUCAACACAGGCGCCAAAUACAAGCGCAUCUUCAGCAGUCUGACCGAAUUGUUCAGACGGAUCUCCGACGUGCUGGAGCGAUGCAAAAUCUAUCUGCGUUUGCCUGCAAACGCUGUUGACGUUUCUCUUCGUAAGAUCAUCAACGAGGAACUGGUUUGCUUUGUUGAUAUAUGUGCACUCUCGAUCAAGGUGCUGAAGGGCCACAAGGUCUUUACUGCACUCAAAGUGUUUGCCUUUGACAGCGAUGAAGGUGUCAGCGGACAGUUGGCCCGCCUGGCUUCGCUGGUGGAGCGCGAGUCUCAAAUGCGAGGCACUCUCGGGUUUGAAUCCCAGAAGACAACUGAAAGGGGAGUCAUCGAAACUAGAGAUGGUACUCGAAAGAUCAACACCACGGUAGACAAGCUCCUCAGUUUUGAAAAGAAGAGAGACGCAGACACUGCCACAAGAAAGCUUCUGGAUAGUAUUGACUCCAGCCUUGAUAACCCAAGUGAGGCUUUCAAGACUACACAGCUCGUCUACAAACGUCUGUUGAAUGAUCAGGUCCAGGGGAGCGGAGAGUGGCUUGAAAGCGACCCAUCAUUCACGAGUUGGGCAUCUACAGAAGAAUCUCCUUUGUCGGUUCUCGGUAUUUCCGGGGGCGAAGGGUACGGAAAGUCAUUCCUGUUUGCGACCAUCAUACGCAAACUACUGGAAGCUCACUCCCACCCUGGGGAUGAUCUGACCUGCACAUCGAUCGGCUACUACAUUUUCCAAGAAGAGAAAAAGACAUCCUCAUUGGCUCAGGCUCUCAAAGUUCUGGCCUGGCAGAUCGCCAACAAAGAUAUUGUUUAUCGCAAAGAUCUUGGCUCUGCUAAAACAGAGGGAAUCAACCAAGUCAGAGAUUUGUGGGAUGCACUGUUUGCAAAGUCUUACAAGAGUGACUCAACCUUCUUCCUUUUGAUGGAUGGGGUAGACCAGGCGGACAAGAAGCAGCUCAAAGAGCUCGUGCAUCUUUUGGCUGAGAUACAGAAGGAGAUGCAGAUGAAAUCUGCUGCUUGGCCUCAGUUCAAGCUCCGCAUCGUUCUAUCGGGCCGCGACGAGACCAUCGCGAAGAUCAAAGGACACGUGGGAGACGGAAUCUCCGUCAUUGAUGUGGCUUCCAAGAACAGUGAUGACAUACAAAAGUUCAUCAUCGAGCGAAUGAACAAAAUGGAGAUCUUCAGUGGUCAGUCAGACCAAGUGCUUUCGCUGCGUCGGGAGAUUCUUGAAAAUCUUACCACCCAAACUCGGGGCGAUUUUGUCAAUGUUGGAUUGCUUCUGCACGAGAUCAGCGGCAAACAACGACCUGGCGAGAUCAGGGACAUUCUGUCUCGGUCGGGGGGUAACAGAUCCGACACAAUCGUGCGUAAGAUCGAGCAGUUAAACGAGACGCUCAGUGACGAUGAUAUUUCGGACUUGAAUAUUCUGUUGACUUGGGUGGUGUUCUCCAUUCGAGACCUAACACUCGAGGAGCUCGAAUCAGUACUCACCCUGCGAACGGGAGAAUCAUCCCUCCGCCCCCUGGCAGAUAAGAUCACGGAUCAAUAUUCGUCGCUGUUCACGAUAAAGGGUGAGCCGCACCCAACCACGAAAGUGAUCCCGAUCACCUCUCGUGUGACACUCGUCUCCGACUCCAUCGAGGGAUUCUUGCGGACCAGAAGUGAAUCAGAGUCUAUCGAAGACUCCCAGGAGCUGACCCUGAGUGGGGAUGUCAGCGAGGCUGAGGUUAGAAUCGUCCGCCGCUUCCUCGAAUCCGUUUGCGACCCCAGACUGUUUGGAAAAUUCGGCUUUGAUGAAUUCUUCCAGCGAAAGCUCAAGGGCAAGACUGCUCGUGUCGGAGUUGACAUUGAGACUGCCCAUUUGAGAAUCUUGGCAACGUGCUUGGAAGCAAUCCGCUCCCAAGACUCGCCACAUCUCGCCGCUCUUGUUCGCUAUGCAUCUGUUUAUUUCCCAGAGCAUCUCAAACAAGCAGAUCCAUCUCUCACACAGCCCCAGCACAAAACUGCACUGGGACCGCAGUUGGUCAGCCUCUUCACGGACGCGAAGAUUAUCAGAGAAUGGUGGACGCCAAAUAACCCUUGGCCGCGAUUCGAUUGGAUUUAUAGUGAUGGGUAUGCCGAAGUUUCGUUGAAAUGGCUGCAAGACUCUGCCGUGACUAAGAAUCUUUCCGAUGAAGAAAGUAAAUGGGUGAAGAGUCUGAGUUCAAAGUCAGAGCCCGAUGCGGACAUCCUGGAGCAUAUUGCUCGAUCUGUGGCUGAAGCAUGGCUUCAAUUGGGUGCGUACGAUGUCGCAGAAUCGUUCGCAGCAGUUCAUGGAUAUAUCACCAAGAUUGAAAACCGCAAGAAUCCCGAGAUCAAACGAUCAACAGAAGACCCCAAGGCCGAAGAACUCGACGCCUCCCAGAUUCUAGAGGCAGCAGAGUGGGCCCGCAAGAAACUUGGGCUCGAAAGCUUUGGUUAUGAAGAGAACCGUAAUUUAGCACGUACUCUGAGAGAGUACGCCAAGCACGAUGAAGCCACUGAACGGUUCAAGCUUGCCUCUUCGCUUGAAAAGUACAACUGGUUCUCACAGUGGGGUCUUGCCACCUGUUAUGCCUACCAGAAAGAAUACGCCCUCGCCAUCGAGACAGUGCAGGAUGCCAUCAACACGAUCCGAAGUGGUGAUGUGACAGAAGAUUAUGAAACACUACCAGAGCUGGAUCGCGACUUGGCCAAGUGGAACGAAGAGGCUGGCGAUAGCGCCACAGCGUUCGCUAUCUAUGAAAAGGUCAUUCGCGAAAAUCCCGACGACUAUGACGCAGCUUUGGAUAUGAUGCUUUUGUUCCAUAAGGACAAGCACUAUGAAGGGCUGCUCGCAUUUUUGGAAUCGCUUAAGAGCACCACGGAUGAACGCACCGGCCUCGAUCGCCGAACCACUGCAUUCCACGUGCACUACGCCAAUGAAGAAUACCACAGUGCACUGUUUGCACUCGUUUCCGAUGGCAAGGGCUUCGAUACAAUCUAUCAAAGCUAUGAGAUGGCAAUCACUGCCGCUCGGGAGCGUCUGGCCGAAGGAAGAGAAAAGGGUGAUACCGACGAAGAGAACUUCGCUAGUGCUUGUCUCGCCCUUCUGAUGCACAACCUCGCAUUACUUUGCUACGAGAACGGCGCAGACGACAUUGAACGCCGGGAAUUCGCCAUCGACCAGUGGGUGCGCAUUCUGCAGAUACAAGAAAUAUCGGAUGAGUCGUAUCUCACGGUCGCGAAAUCCUAUGUUCGUCCAAAGCUUGCAAAGGUCUGCUUCAAGGAAGCAAUCCGGGAUCCAGCCAAUGGUUCAGCCUACUUGGAACAACUCGAACAGCUUGCUGCAAUCACUGCUGCUGAUGGUGAUGGCAUCGGCCAAUCUGGCACUUACCCGUCAGAACUACUUGCGUCGUACCACGCCUUGCAGGGUAACGACCAAAAGGCCAAGGAUGCGGUCCGCACUCACGUCAAACGCAACAUUGAUAUUUUAUCCGACGAUGACCCUCUCAAUGAUUGGCGAGGAUAUCGAGGCUUGGCACGAUACUUCAUGUCUGCUGGGCAUGAUGCAGACGCUCUCGCUGCAUGGUCUUUGAUUGUUCCUCAUGAUGACGUAGACACCAACUCCGAUUCGUUGGAUUCACCAUCAGUCCCGAAGCCCAAGGGACCUUUGACAGAUAUUUGUGACGGCGAGUGUGACACUGAAUGGCAAUACGCGGACGACAUUUAUGUUUGCCGGGAGUGCGACUAUCUCGAGUUGGAUCUUGGGUGCUUGAAUAAGCUCCAGAAUGGAGAUCUUGAACCUCAUAUUUGCGGCAAAGAUCACAAGAUGCUCCAUGUUCCAUCGUAUGAUCCGGCCCGCGGCAAGGAGAUUGGCGAAGGAAAUGUGGCGGUCGGAGAGGAGAUUAUCUCUGUGGCAGAUUGGCUGCAACGCAUCAGGGAGCAGUGGGGUAUUCGAGCUUGA